This is a messenger RNA of Condylostylus longicornis, 1385 nucleotides long. RefSeq names its product GPN-loop GTPase 1. Gene Ontology annotation, molecular function: GTPase activity. The transcript has 5 exons. Bases 166 to 1251 code for a protein of 361 amino acids. The record is from RefSeq and is a predicted model, not a curated record. Lineage: Eukaryota; Metazoa; Arthropoda; Insecta; Diptera; Dolichopodidae.
UUGAAACUUUAAAAUAUAUCAUUAAUUUCCAUUAAAGUUCUUUUGCAAAACAAAGCAUUUUUUUAGGAAAGUAUUAGUAAACAAAAACAAAUUUUUUUUUGUAGUUAAUAUUAUACGUAAAAAAGUAAUUAUAAUAUUAUACGUAAAACUUGAGAACGGUCGAAUAUGUCAGAAGAAAGUAUUUCAAAAAAUAGCCCUGUUUGCAUUAUAGUUUUAGGAAUGGCUGGGUCGGGUAAAACAACCUUCGUCAAAAAACUACACCAGCUUGUCUAUGACUCCUAUAAACCUUAUGUUAUUAAUUUGGAUCCGGCAUGCCUUGAAACACCUUAUCAUGCAAAUAUAGAUAUUCGUGAUACAGUAAAUUAUAAAGAAGUAAUGAGUCAAUAUAAAUUGGGUCCGAAUGGCGGAAUAGUUACUUCUUUAAAUCUGUUCGCAACUAAAUUUGAUAAAGUAAUCGAAUUAUUAGGAAAAGCUUUUGAAAACGGACAAAAACUUUGUAUAGUUGAUACACCAGGCCAGGUAGAAGUAUUUACGUGGUCAGCAUCGGGAACUAUUAUAACAGAAGCCCUAGCCACAUCAUUUUGCACCAUCAUUGUCUAUGUUAUGGAUGUUGUUAGAUCACGAAAUCCAGUUACUUUCAUUUCAAACAUGUUAUAUGCUUGUUCUAUCUUGUAUAAAGCCAGAUUACCAUUCAUAAUUGUUCUUAACAAGAUUGAUAUUGAAGAUUGUAGUUUUGCUAUUGAAUGGAUGAAAGAUUUUGAAGUUUUUCACGAAGCGUUAGAGAAAGAACAAACGUUCGUUAGUAAUUUAGCUAGAACAAUGUCAUUAACCUUAGACGAAUUCUAUCGUGAUUUAAAAUCUUGUGGCUUGUCAUCAAAAACUGGAAUUGGUUUUGAUAAACUUUUUGAAUUGAUAACUGAAUGUUCCAAAGAAUAUGAAAGCGAUUACAAAAAGGAGCUUAAAAAACUCGAAUUGGAAAAAUCACAUAAAUUUGCAAAACAACUUGUAUCAGAUGUAACAAAAAAUUCGUCGAUAGGGGCGGAAGUGCCCAUGGCUUCUUUUGUGGAAAAUUAUCCGAAUUCAAAUGUCAGUGAGGUGUACCUUAAGCAUCCUGGGAAUGAAAGCUCUGACGACGAGGAAGGAGUUGAGAAUAAGCCGGUAGCCUAUGCUGAUGAUCAAUUAGAAGAAGAAAAUUUUAAUGAUUACCUUGAAAAAAGAAAAUUAAUACAAAAAGACAAAAUGAAGCUUUAAAAAAUUUUAAAUUUAAAAUAAAAUAAAUUGCUUCUAAUUUUAUAGUUGUAUGUAAUUCAAUUUAUUGCUAUAAAUUGAUAUACCUACUUAUAAAGAACUAAUUUGGAAAAUCAAUUAAAGUUUUUGUUACUGGA